AGUUUGGCACAUUGUAUGCUUAUCAUUUUAUUUACUUUGUAGUCGAAUGUUUUUACUCACUUUAUGAUUCAUCUUCUUUUCUUCUAGCUCAAUGAGAAAAACCUGUGAGUCUACAAAGAACUCAACAAGAUGGACAUUAAUAGCAUGGACAUCUAAAUAACCAUGAACCAUGCUAUGGAAUUCAGUUUUACGUUACUAAUUGUGUAUGUUUAUUCAUUGUUUUCACAUUUCACAUUUAAUGGUACAUUCCUUUGGGCAAAGGACCAGAAUGAGGCUCUGGUGUCUACAGUGGCUGUGAAUGAAUUUGUAUCAGAGAGGUGGUGAAAUAGCUGAGCAGAGUGAGCUCAGCAUAGCCCUCCCUACUGCGCUCCUAUAAAUAUCCACCAGCUCAUCCCCAGCAAACAAAACUGUGCCUUAAAGACAGGACAGAAGCAAGGAACAUCACCCAGCAUUCACUUAUACCUGCUUGGACAUUAGACUGGAGAUGGCUGUGAGAUCCUUAGGUGGAAUCUGCAAACUUGGACUACUCUUGUUCUCCUUGGUCAUGCUGUCCUACUUACCUAUAAGUACAUCAGUCAGUCUCGAUUUAACUGAGCUGAGAAACAAAGUUUCCAAAAUCAAAGUAAAUCCACGAGGGAAUCUUUGGGCAACAGGACAUUUUAUGGGUAGGAAGAGUAUUCCGGACGGCUGUGUAGAUUUGUCCGAGCUGAAACAGGAACAGAGAGCCAUGCAGCAUCCCCAACAGAGGACAGAUCCUAUCAACCAGAACACGGACUUCCUGGUAAAGCUUUUGAAAAGUUACUUUGAAGAAAGGAAACGAUAAGAUUGCCAUAACAUUUUCACUGAUAAUAUGGACAUUUGUGCUAACAUACAGCAGCAGAUUUCCCAGAGCUACCCACGACUUCCAUUUCACGAUUGUCUGAAUAAGGAGCUGGGAUUCACCUAACAUUCUGUGCUGCUUAUUCAUAACUAAUAUACCAGCAAGACAUAUUUUGAUAGCAUACGUGUGAUACAUUUUACAAUAACCUCCAAAUAUUAAAAGAAGAUCAAUUAAAAAUGA
Molecule: messenger RNA, 1060 nt
Organism: Pygocentrus nattereri (red-bellied piranha)
Lineage: Eukaryota; Metazoa; Chordata; Actinopteri; Characiformes; Serrasalmidae
Gene: nmba
Product: neuromedin Ba
Exons: 3
Coding region: 485-823 (112 amino acids)
Biological process (GO): positive regulation of hormone secretion; neuropeptide signaling pathway
Cellular component (GO): neuron projection
Molecular function (GO): neuropeptide hormone activity; neuromedin B receptor binding
Source: RefSeq, a predicted model, not a curated record